Messenger RNA from Chlamydomonas reinhardtii, 2673 nucleotides. RefSeq lists its product as uncharacterized. The record is from RefSeq and is a predicted model, not a curated record. Gene Ontology annotation, cellular component: cytosol; mitochondrion. The coding region runs from base 168 to 1883 and encodes 571 amino acids. Gene Ontology annotation, biological process: protein refolding. NCBI's taxonomy places the organism in Eukaryota, Viridiplantae, Chlorophyta, Chlorophyceae, Chlamydomonadales, Chlamydomonadaceae. The transcript is spliced from 15 exons. Gene Ontology annotation, molecular function: ATP-dependent protein folding chaperone; ATP binding.
GGGUUUGUUUGCAGGCGGGUUUUGCUGGAAGGUUCUUCCAUGCACGUUUCGAGACCAAAUCGCUCGACGACCUAUUACGCCCAUGACCGAGUCGCGUAUUAUAACAUUUGCCUCAGCCAUAUAACCUUACCGGCGUCGACUCGCCACGCCUCGACUUGACGCGAGAGAUGCACUCGCUAAGCAAGGCCCUGCUUGGCUCUGGCCGUCGCGGCCAGCAGAACAGCGCGCUGCUCCAGGCUGUGCGCUUCUACGCCGCCAAGGAUGUGCGCUUCGGCAUCGAGUGCCGUGACAAGGUGCUUGCCGGCGUGAACAAGCUGGCGGAUGCCGUCCAGGUCACUCUGGGUCCCAAGGGUCGUAACGUCAUGAUUGAGCAAACGUACGGCGGCCCUAAGAUCACCAAGGAUGGUGUGACUGUGGCUAAGGCCAUCGAGCUGAAGGACAAGUUUGAGAACAUUGGCGCCAGCCUGGUGAAGCAGGUGGCCAGCGCCACCAACGACGUGGCGGGAGACGGCACCACCACCGCCACGGUUCUGACCCGCGCCAUCCUGGCCGAGGGCUGCAAGUCCGUGGCCGCCGGCAUGAACCCCAUGGACCUGCGCCGCGGCAUCAACAUGGCGGUGGAGCACGUGGUGGGCGUGCUCAAGGCGCGCGCCAAGAUGAUCUCCACAACCGAGGAGAUUGCGCAGGUGGGCACCAUCUCCGCCAACGGCGAGCGCGAGAUCGGCGAGCUGAUUGCCCGCGCCAUGGAGAAGGUGGGCAAGGAGGGCGUCAUCACCGUCAACGACGGCAAGACGCUGGAGAAUGAGCUGGAGGUUGUUGAGGGCAUGAAGUUUGACCGCGGCUACAUCUCGCCCUACUUCGUGACGGACCAGAAGACCAUGAAGGUGGAGCUGGAGAACCCGCUCAUCCUCAUCUGCGAGAAGCGCAUCAGCGGCCUUCAGUCCCUGCUGCCGGUGCUGGAGAAGGUGGUGCAGGUGCAGCGCCCGCUGCUGAUCAUUGCCGAGGACGUGGAGAGCGAGGCGCUGGCCACGCUCAUCGUCAACAAGCUGCGGGCGGGCCUCAAGGUGUGCGCCGUGAAGGCUCCCGGCUUCGGCGACAACCGCAAGGCCAACCUGCAGGACAUCGCCGUACUCACCGGGGGAGAGGUGAUCAGCGAGGAGCUGGGUCUCAAGAUGGAGAACGUGGACGUGCGCUCGCUGGGCUCGGCCAAGCGCAUCACUGUGACCAAGGACGACACCAUUGUGCUGCACGGCGCCGGCGCCAAGUCCGACAUCGCCUCCCGCUGCGAGAUGAUCCGCGCCGCCAUGGACGCAACCACCUCGGACUACGACCGUGAGAAGCUGCAGGAGCGGCUGGCCAAGCUGUCUGGCGGCGUGGCGGUGAUCAAGAUCGGCGGCGCCAGCGAGGUGGAGGUGGGCGAGAAGAAGGACCGCGUGGUGGACGCGCUCAACGCCACCAAGGCCGCCGUGGAGGAGGGCAUUGUGCCGGGCGGCGGCUCCGCGCUGCUGCACGCGUCCAAGACGCUGGACGAUGUGACCGCCAAGCUGGACAACUUCGACCAGAAGAUCGGCGUCAACAUCAUCCAGAACGCACUGCGGGUGCCCAUGAAGACCAUCGCCUCCAACGCGGGUGUGGAGGGCGCCGUGAUCGUGGGCAAGGUGCUGGAGAUGGCGGAGCCGCAGAUGGGCUACAACGCCGCCACCGGGGAGUUCGUGGACAUGAUCAAGGGCGGCAUCAUUGACCCGCUCAAGGUGGUCCGCACAGCCCUGGUGGACGCUGCCAGUGUGUCCUCCCUCAUCACCACCAGCGAGUGUGUGGUGGUGGAGGCGCCCGAGGACAAGAAGCCCGCGGCCGGGUACCCGCCCGCGCCCGACAUGUACUAAGCGGCUGUAGCAGCUGGAGGCGGCUGUAGCAGCUGUUUAGGGCUGCAGCAGCUGAACGGGUUGUGCUGGUUGCAGCAGCAGUAGCAGUUUUAUGGGGCCGCUGCUGGCUACAGCUGGCGGCCGGACCUCUGGCGCCUGCCGCGUAUGACGUCAUGCGCACCGGCACCAGCCUCAGGGUUGCAGUUGCCGGCAUGACGCUGUGUGGCGGGUGGGUGCUGCCACUUGGGACGUGGGGGUCAGGUGGGUCAGGCGGUGGAUCGGAGGCGGCGCCGGCAAGCCUCCGGAGUAGGAGGCAGCAUUAGGAAGCAGUGGGGAUGCAGAUGUGUCUCAAGGUCAGGUGCGAGGACAGCGUGAGAGCAAGAGAGAGUGUGUGUAUGUGUGAGUUCACAUGACUGGGCGGGCGCGGAAGGCCUGGCCCAUACAUGGGCGAUGUGGUAGCAGGAUGGAUGAGAGGUGGGAGGUGCCGCGUGGGAGGGGUGGGCGCGGGCAGCACUGGGUGGGUGGCCCCGGGCGGGGGGCAAGAGGUGGUGAGGCGGUGGCGGCACGGGUGAGGUCUGUUGAGCCUUAACGUGUGGCCGGAGUGUUGUAGGGGCCUUGAAGGCGGGGUGCGACGGGAAGUCCGGAGACUCCGGACGGGCUGUAAGGUGGCUUCGCAACUCGUCUCGUUUCAGGGCUGCAUGCGAACUUGCAAACGGCGAAGAUCCCCACGCCCACAGCGAGAUGUAGCGGCCGGCUGACAUACCGGUAUCGAAAGGCAGCGCGGCGAGCACGAGUCUUGGUACGCCCGCGC